This is a messenger RNA of Tachysurus fulvidraco (yellow catfish), 3326 nucleotides long. It is a transcript of the gene gan, whose product is annotated as gigaxonin. Gene Ontology annotation, biological process: cytoskeleton organization. NCBI's taxonomy places the organism in Eukaryota, Metazoa, Chordata, Actinopteri, Siluriformes, Bagridae. The coding region runs from base 221 to 2041 and encodes 606 amino acids. The record is from RefSeq and is a predicted model, not a curated record. The transcript has 11 exons. Gene Ontology annotation, molecular function: protein binding.
GCUUUGACAGUCAUCGGUGUGAAGAGUGAAUGAAAUCAUAGGUCUGGAAUUAGGUUCUAACAUGUAACUAUGACUCGAUAUAUUUAACCCUCUACGAAAUAUACAAGAAUUACUAUAUAAUCCAGAUUAUUUACUCAUGUUAUGCAGAGUCGGUGAUAUUUUGUAGCUAUUUUUCUUUCCCAGAAGCUUUGUUAGUUAGUUAGUUAGAUAGUUGUGGAAAAUGUCGAAAGCUGGGGCUGAUCCUGGGUCAGUUGUCUCGGAUCCACAACAUUCCCAAAAGCUUUUAAGAUCCCUGCGUUCCUUCAGAGAAGAUGGGAGUUUUCAGGACGCAGUUUUGGUUUUGGAAGGUGAAGAAAUCUCGGUGCAGAAAAAUAUCCUAGCAGCCGCGAGUCCUUACAUCAGGACCAAGCUAAAUUACAACCCGCCCAAGGAGGAUGGAUCCACAUACAGAAUCGAGCUCCAGGGCAUCUCAAUGCCCAUCAUGAAGCAGAUCCUGGAUUACAUAUUCAGUGGAGAGAUCUCUCUGGGUGAGGACACAAUCCAGGAUGUGGUGCAGGCUGCUGACAUGCUGCUCCUCACUGACCUCAAGUCACUGUGCUGCCAGUUCCUGGAGAGCUGCAUCACCGCAGAGAACUGCAUCGGCAUCCGGCUUUUCUCCCUGCACUACUGCCUGCACCAUGUGCACCACGUGGCUACAGAGUACCUGCAGACGCACUUCAGGGAUGUGGUGGACACCGAGGAGUUCCGUGAGCUGCCACCCGAGCGCCUGUGUGAGCUGUUGGCCAUGGAGAAACUAAACGUGGGUAACGAGAAGUACGUGCUGGAGGCCGUGGUGCGCUGGCUCGGCUGCGACAUCGAGGCUCGUCGGGUGCACAUGAAGGAGGUGAUGUCUGCAGUGUGGGUACAGGGUCUGGAUCAGAGCUACCUGCAGGAGCAGAUGGUGGGAGACCCGCUGAUGAGGGAGGUGAUCGGUGAGUGCUGCGUGGAAUCGUUAAGAGGCGCAGUGCAGCAAGGAGAGGCAUUGCUCGCUGCCUUCAAGCCCCGGGGCUACUCCGAGUGCAUCGUCGUCGCAGGGGGUGAGGACCGGGCCACUCGGACACCGUCUGCGGUGACACGCUGCAUGUGCCCUCUUUAUGACCGAAACCGGCAGCUGUGGAUCGACCUGCAGCCCAUGAACGAGAGGCGAAUCGGUCACGGGUUGGUCACCGCCGAUGGCUGCCUUUUUGCGAUCGGAGGAAUGGAUGAAAACAAGACAGUGUUGAGUAGUGGAGAGAAAUACGACCCAGAGAAUAACACCUGGACACAUAUUCCCCCAAUGAACCAGGCGAGGCAGCACUUUUGUAUUGCUGAGAUGGAUGGAUUAAUCUAUGUGCUGGGUGGAGAGAAUGAAGACACUGAAGUCCUCCUCACCAUGGAAGUGUUUGACCCUCACCUUAAUAACUGGACAACCCAGACCAGCAUGACUACUGUCCGAAAGUUCGGUUGCUGCGCUGCAAUGAAGAAGAAGCUGUAUGUCAUGGGAGGAGGGUCUUACGGGAAAAUCUUCGACUCUGUGGAAUGUUACGACCCCAAGACUCAGCAAUGGACUACGCUCUGCCCUCUAAAGGAGAGAAGGUUUGGUGCCGUGGCGUGCGGUGUAGGUCAGGAGCUCUACGUGUUUGGAGGAGUGAGAAGCAGAGAUGCAGACAACCCCGAGUCCAGCCAAAUGACCAUCUGCAAGUCUGAGUUCUUCCAUGAUGAGUUGAAAAGAUGGGUGCUGCUGGAUGAUCAGAACCUGUGCAUACACACCACGUCGUCAUUCGUAUAUGGAGCCGUUCCCAUUGGGGCCAGUAUAUAUGUGGUAGGAGAACUGGACACGGGCACCAGUUAUGACUACGUGCGAGAGUUUCGGCGCAGUACAGGCACAUGGCACUCGACUCGCCCCCUCCUGCCCUCGGACCUGUGUAAGACCGGCUGCUCUGCUCUCCGCAUCGCUAACUGUAAGCUGUUCCGGCUGCAGCUGAAACAAGGCCUGUUCCGGAUCCGAGUGCCAUCCGUAUAACAUGCACAUCAAUGACCACAUAGUCAUCGUCUCUCUGCUUGCUGAUCGGUUCUUUUUUUUUUUUUUAAAUGUGUUUAAAAAAAAAGCACUUGUGGAAUCUCUGGAUAUGAGGAGAGGAUGCCUUCUUUAGAGAGCUGUGUAGGGACAUUUCGUCCACUCCGUGUCAUUUCUUCUUAAGGGAACUUGUCUUAUUGUCUGUCUUUUCUUUCACUUUAAGGGAUUCGAAUGUCAUUUUGAUAUGAAGCAGCUGCUUAAAACUGUUUUUAGAGCAGACCACAGGUUGUUACUGCCUUUUUACGCCAGCACUAACACAAACACCUUCGAAAUAUAGAUCACGAUGAUGAGGCAGCUUGACUGCCUUUAUUCUUCUUUCUUUUUUUUUAUUUAAUAAUUUAUAAUUGUCUUUCACUUGAAUAUACAGUUGAUGGGAACAGCUUUGGACCAUCAGGAGAAGAAUGAUGGGAACUCUGGUGUAUUUUUAGCCCAUGUUAAACACUGCUUUAGAUUUAGAUAAUAUGAGCUGUCAUGGCCGUGUGGUAUGAAGAUUAUUUGGGAGAAAGGGAUAGCAGUGUGCGUAUUUAACAACGUGGAGAACGUGUUUGUUUAACGUUAUUAAGCUUUGGAGUUAAAAUUCCGUCUAAUACACUACAGUAGGGCUUCGUCUUGCUACUUCUGUAUCAAAAACGGCAGUAGGAACUGUCUUUUUCUGUAUUGAUAACAUCACACUCAAGGAUUCUCACUGACGUUUAAUCAUCAUGUGUGUGCGUAUGUGUGUUUUGAGGGUGACCUUUGAACUGGCUUUCCAGUCACAGCAGACCGUUUUGGCAUCCAGCGAACCCAUUUGUUGUGUUGCGCGUCACAGCUGCUGCCGUCUAUUCUAAUCAUUACAGAGUGGCUUCUAGUGAAACUCGUCUAGUGUUCUAGUGAAUACCUCGAUGAUAGAACAUGUAAAGCAAACAUUCGGAUCUGCUUCAUUUUAGGUCGUCCUAAUAUAACUUUCGAUGAUCAGACAUGCUACGUACACGACAACUUUGUGAUUUCGUUGCAUUAGCCUAAGAAUAAACAUUUUUUACUACCGAAUUAAAAUCAAUUUGACUGUAUAUACAGUGUAAUAAUCACAUGUUUCAGGUACGAACAAUAACGCUGGAAGGCCCUGAUCAUGUAUUUGUUGACUGCAUCAGUUUGAAAGAAUUUAUUUAUUAUACACUUCUGUUUUUAACCUGACCCUCUGAUCUCCAUACAAAACACAACCAGACUUGAUUUGCAGACUAUCUACUCGAUAGUA